UAGCCAACGGCUGAUUCACGUGAGAGCGAUAGAACGGUUCAGCUGCGAAUAAAUCAGCGAUUAAUAAAUUUUACAUAACAUUAACUUUGAAAGUAAACGUUCAGCAACCUGUUAUCAGACAGGACAUUUAAUUGUUAAAGUAAUUACGCAAUGUCGCUGUUACCGAUAUUGUAUUCCGAUUGGUGGGAACGUUUAGAUCGACCUCAUCAUCUCUGGGAUCAGGAUUUUGGCUCGAUGAUAGAUCUAAGUGAUUUGUUGCGCGAUUCGGAACCGUAUGAUUCCGAACUUCUGCUCUAUCGACCUCAUAAACUCGCUAGGAAUCGUCGCUAUCAUCCAUUUUCAAAGAGCACGCUUAAAAAUAAACGAGGCGUAUCCACUGUAAAGCCUGACAAGGAUAAGUUCGAAGUUACUUUAGAUGUGUCGCAUUUCACGCCGGAAGAGGUUAAUGUUAAAGUGGUAGACCAUAACGUUGUUGUUCAAGCGGAACACGAAGAAAGACAGGAUGAUCAAGGCUGGGUCUCGAGAAAGUUUCUCAGAAAAUACAUUGUACCAUCGCAGUGUGAUAUCGAUCAAGUAGAGUCACAUUUGUCGUCUGAUGGUAUCUUGUCCAUCACUGUGCCCAGAAAAAGUCCGUCGAGGACCGAAUCAAACGAAAGGGUACUGAAGAUACAAUAUACUGGAAAACCUGCUUUGUCCAAUUGCGAUGAUAAAGUUAACGGCACGCCAGAACCGCAAAAGGAACAACAACCUCAACGAAUACAACAGCAGCAGCAAUCGCAACAUCAACGCGGGCGAAAGGGAACUCCUAAAAAUUCAUAAAUCGUAUCUAUCACCCUCGUCAUUAAUUUCAUUUUUUAUUACUACUAUUUCAUUCUUUUUUAUACUGUAAACACCGAUUACAGCAUUAUAAAUGUUGUAAUGACAUUUAUUAAUACUUAUAAUAUAACCUAGAGCAUUUAAACUUAUCCUCAGACGUG
Molecule: messenger RNA, 977 nt
Organism: Colletes gigas
Lineage: Eukaryota; Metazoa; Arthropoda; Insecta; Hymenoptera; Colletidae
Product: protein lethal(2)essential for life-like
Exons: 1
Coding region: 151-819 (222 amino acids)
Biological process (GO): protein refolding; response to heat
Molecular function (GO): protein folding chaperone
Source: RefSeq, a predicted model, not a curated record